CAGCGGUGAGCUGAAGAGUCUCUGCGGCUCAGCUGUUUCUCAUCAUCUCGACACUUUUCAGCAAGUUUUCCGGAGGAUUUUUCUGAAUCGAUCUCCAGGGCGCUCUCAUCAUGGAUCUAAGCAUCACGAUGCUGAACGGGGCUUCCCGCACUCUGAGGCUGAACCCGCAGGACACGGUGCGUGACCUGAAACUCCUCAUCCAGACGAAGCUCGGAUUUCCCCCUCAGACCCAGAAACUGGUCUUUGUCAACGGCCAGAUGACUCCUCUCAGCGACGACUCAAAGCCCGUCACAUCGUACGGUCUGCAGUCUGGUUCCCAGGUGUCUCUGCUGAUCACCCAGCCGGCCACCAUCCAGGUGUUCGUCAAAAACGAGAAGGGGCAGGUGAACACCUACGAUAUCAAACCCGACGAGACCGUGGGGAACCUGAAGAGCAGGGUCCAGUGCAGGGAGGGGGUCGCGGUGAGCCAGCAGAGGCUGGUUUAUCAAAGCAAGGAGAUGGAGGACGGUCGUCGCCUUUCGGACUACAACGUGGAGGCACUGAGCACCAUCAACCUGCUGCUCCGCCUGAGAGGAGGCUGAGGACACUCAGGCUCAUGCUGUGCAUUCUUUUAUAUAAUAGAAAUGAAGCCAUGUUUCUUAUUUAUUUCUAUUUUCAUGUGGAAAAUCAACACAUUCCUCGACAUGUAACUUUGUUAUAUCUUAAGAACUUGUUCUGGCUUAAUAGAUUAGAUUAGAUACAAAUGUUAUACACACACACACACACACACAACACGGUGUCUUAAAUUUUUAUUCUCACAAAUACAUGUUUUAAUUAUGUUAACUGGGCAUUUAAAAAAAUAAAGAAAAAAUGAAAU
This is a messenger RNA of Chelmon rostratus (copperband butterflyfish), 856 nucleotides long. It is a transcript of the gene isg15, whose product is annotated as ISG15 ubiquitin like modifier. NCBI's taxonomy places the organism in Eukaryota, Metazoa, Chordata, Actinopteri, Chaetodontiformes, Chaetodontidae. The record is from RefSeq and is a predicted model, not a curated record. Gene Ontology annotation, biological process: modification-dependent protein catabolic process; protein ubiquitination. Gene Ontology annotation, cellular component: cytoplasm; nucleus. Gene Ontology annotation, molecular function: protein tag activity; ubiquitin protein ligase binding. The coding region runs from base 111 to 581 and encodes 156 amino acids. The transcript has 2 exons.